Messenger RNA from Moesziomyces antarcticus, 1488 nucleotides. RefSeq names its product calcium-dependent phosphotriesterase. NCBI's taxonomy places the organism in Eukaryota, Fungi, Basidiomycota, Ustilaginomycetes, Ustilaginales, Ustilaginaceae. The record is from RefSeq and is a predicted model, not a curated record. The transcript has a single exon. The coding region runs from base 1 to 1488 and encodes 495 amino acids.
AUGCCGUUUGCGUACCUUCGCAAGCAGCGGGAAUCCGCCUCUCUGCACGGGGGCACUGCCCCACGCGGGGUGUCGCUUGGCAAAGCGCUUCGAAUCGCACUGGUGGCGGUAGUGCUGGUGCCUUUGGCGCUAUGGCUUCCGUGGGUGCACUCGGCACUUGGACCAUCUGGUCUGCCCGACCAUUGGGUACGAUCCUCAUCGGGGCUGGAGACAGAGUGUGGGACGGUGACGCACGAUGGGGCGGCGCUGAUGUAUUGCGAAGACAUCGAGGCGAUCCCGGGGACGAGCACGGUGCUGGUUAGCUGUGACGCCAACCGGCCACGAUGGAACACCGUCAUGGGACCCCUGACCGAUCCUACGCCAAGGGGAACAUUGUAUGCUUACUCGAUAAACGGGUCCAAGGAAGCGAUGCCUGUGGAGUUGGCAGGCUAUCCACGAGAAAAGGACUUCCACCCGCUGGGCAUGUCGAUGUUCAAGGGUAGCAACGGGACGAGGCUGUUUGUGGUCAACCACGCGCGCGAUCUUAGCACAAUCGAAGUGUUUGAUCUUCUGCACGAGGAGGGUSGGUGGGUAGCAAAGUGGGUGCGCGAUGUGGUGCACGUAGUUGCCACACACACGCCCAACUCGAUCCACGCGCUGUCAUCCACCUCGUUUGUGGUCACCAACGACCACCUCUUUGCACGUCGACCCGGCCCACUUGCACACACACUUGCACUGCUACACCGUCUGCUCCUCGGCACGUAUGACGAGCACCGCAGCGAUGCACUCACAUGGACGUUGCUUCAGGUCGCCAAGGUGUUGACCCACCGAGGGGUGGCUGCACGCCUUGCGCAGAUCGAAACCCUCCUCGGCCUCCCGCUUGGCUGGGUGGCUUUUGUUGACCUCACCACAGUCGAGGCGCAUAUCCUCGCACGAGGCAUCCCGUUUGCAAAUGGCGUUACCGUCACGCCCGACAACAAGCUCGCGGUGGCUGCCACCACCUACCCCGGCAUCUACUUCUACUCCUACUCGCCACCGCUUUCCUCCUCCAGCCCACUCCACUUGCACACUAAGCUUCACCUCCCCUUCCGCGUGGAUAAUCUCGCCCUCUCUGUAACCCCCUCCCCUUCUCCCCGCGGUGAUGUAUGGGGAGGACGGGUGUUGUUGGCAACGGGACAUCCGGCGCCAUUGAAGCUCAUGGCCAUGUCGCGCAAUGUGACCAACCGUGCUCCGAGCUGGAGUGUAGCCAUCACUCCCUUCAUCGGCGCGAACGAGUGGGAGGACAAGGAAGCCCCGCUCCCAACCCACCGCUUUGUGCUCAGCCACAAUCCCGCCUGGUCAAUUCGAACCCUCUUCCAAUCCAACGCCUCCCCCACCCCCAAUCGGCCAAGUCUCGCUUCGAGCGCAAGCACCUUCUAUAAGCCCUACGACCACAAUCCCCUCGCAGGCACCUUGCUCGUCUCCGGUCUAUACGAUUCCCUCCUCCAAUGCUCCAAUGUCUCCACCUAA